AUGAUGAUGCCGAGCGUCCUCGCCGCCUUGCGCUCGCGCUUCAUCUUGCUGGAGGCGAGCGGCUCGGACGCUUCGCUGGUCGCCAUCGCCUGCCGCCCCCGCCCCCGCCCCCGCUCCCCGCCACCGCCUCCUCCGCCCGGCGACGCGUUCGGCGUCGUCACCAGCACGUCGGGGCCCUGCAGGCUGGCGAUGCCCGCGCUGAUGCCGUUGAUUUGCAGAUAUUUUAAGAUUGGAGGCCUUACACCGCUCUUGGAAGGAUCCCUUUUAAGUGGCAUUCACCGUAAACUUCAGCUAAAUGCCUAUAUAGCUGCAGAAAGGAGAACGGGCGCACCGAGAUUUGCUGUAUCUCGUGGGGCAUUAAACGCGGGAGAGCCACCCAUCGCUGUGGCUUCGGCGCUCACAAAGGCAGCGAAAGCCGUUGCUGCUCUAAAAGGCUGCCGAGUACCCAACGUUAAGAGAGCAAGCCAAACUACAAUGAGCGAACAUGCAAACACGAGAACAUGGAGUGCAGGUGGCAGAGAUGCGUUGGCUGGCUCCGACGCGAAGGAGGCGGCAGGCGAAGGGGAGAGCACUGAGUUACCUUGUGAGUGCGUCCUCGUGCGGGCGCCCGAUGGGCCGUCGGAGCGACGCCGGGGCGCCGGGACUGCGCUCGGCCCGAGGGCGGCGGGGCGCGGGGUGCGUGGCGCGGGCGAGGGACGCGCGGCGUCUUACUGCAAGCCGUGUCCCGUGCCGCCGCCGUUCGCCGCCGCCCCCAACCCCAUGCUACUCACCAGUACAGCACCUCGGCUCGGCUGCGCCGCGCGAGCGCGCUUACGACCGUCCGCGGCGAGUUCGCGCGCCGCUUUUUACGACCGGAGAUCGCGUGCGAUUCGUCCUCGGAGGAAGUUCUCCCGUGAGGGCAUCGUUCGUGCUGCGUGCUGGCGGCGCGGCGGUAGCGGCUGUGCGGGGGCGGAGGGAGGGGCGGCGGGCGGCCGCGGGGAGGGUCGCGGGCCUCUCUCGGCGCCACCCCGAGCGGUCGUGUGGCGGAGGGGUGUUCUCGCGCAGAGGAGGCCGUGCUGGGGAGCGCGUGGCGUGGCUGGCCGCGCAAGCCAGCUGCAAGUCCUCCGGGAGCAACCGGGACAUCACACCAAAGACACCCACGCCAACAGAUAA
Gryllus bimaculatus (two-spotted cricket) is the source of this 1152-nucleotide messenger RNA. The record is from the annotation of a GenBank genome assembly. Lineage: Eukaryota; Metazoa; Arthropoda; Insecta; Orthoptera; Gryllidae.